AGCCGCGGGGAGACGGUGGCCGUGGUGGAGGCCACGGCAGGUGGCCUGGUAAGCGCGGCGCUGCUGUCCUUGCCGGGGGCGUCGCGCUUCUACCGAGGGCCCGGAGUCGUGGUCUACGGGCUCGCUGGAGACGCCAACCGGCAGCUGCUGAGGGCCGUCCUGGGGGACGACUCCGUAUUCGGCCUGAUCAGCGAUCCAGGCCACAAGGCCGACGCAGACGCGUACAUGGCUGGCAAAGAGUUGUGGGUGCAAACUGUCGCUCGCCACAUGCGGUCCAGGCUCGGCGUGGACUGGUGUGUCGCGGAGAGUGGCGCAACAGGUCCAACGUUCAACGUUCCCGGCGUGGAGCGCGCAUUCACAGCAGUUGCUGUGAGCGGGCCUGGCCCGGACCGCUGCAACGUGACCAGCAUUCAGGCCACCGACCUUGACAGAGAGGCAAACAUGCACUACUUUGCAGCAGGUGCCCUGAGCCAUCUUGCAGACUGCAUCGAACGCGGGCCCGUGGUGGGCGGCUAG
This is a messenger RNA of Prorocentrum cordatum, 516 nucleotides long. Lineage: Eukaryota; Dinophyceae; Prorocentrales; Prorocentraceae. The record is from the annotation of a GenBank genome assembly.